AUGAAACUAGAUGAUUUAUACACAGAUAAGCAAUUGAUCUACAAUAGUGUUAUAUCAAACAUAUGCAAAGCAAAACCAAAGUCAUCAAAUGCCAUCGCAACUACAAACGCAUCCACAUCAAACUACGUGUGUUUGAAAAUUGUCGAUGUUGAUUUUAAAAUUCCUCCACAUUCAAUUAAACGAGAAAUCAAAGCCAUCAAGUCCUUGCAAGAACAUGGUGGGAUAGUGAAAUAUAUCGAGGAUUUCCAAAUCUACGAAGAUGUGAUAUUGGUGUUGAAAUAUUAUCCAUUUAACUUAAAUCAAUUGAUCAUGAAUAAAAAGUAUUGCCGCAAACGAACACGAUAUGAUCUUGGUGGUGAUGGAUCUAGCAACGUCAAAUAUACGCUAUCGAACAUAAUCACCCAGUGGCAACUCAAACAACUUGUGACCAAUUUAGUAUCGUCCAUCAAGUUUAUCCAUGCCAAUGACAUAAUUCAUCGAGAUUUAAAACCAGGAAACAUCUUGUUUGUCGACGAAGAUAUAACCAAACCGGUAAUCGCUGAUUUUGGUGUUUGUUACAACUUGUUGGAUCCACCAGAAGAUGAACCAUUGAUGCAAAAGUAUACUGAUGUAAGUACCAGUAUUUAUAAGCCACCGGAAUUGAUUUUGGGUAUCAGUAAUUAUUCAUUUGAGGUUGAUUAUUGGUCAUUGGCGAUUGUGUUGACUAUUUUGUACUCUCCUGAUUUCAAGAGUAUAUUGAUACGAGACGACCAUGUGGGUGUAAGAGCUGACGAUAAUGAUGCUGACGAAGAAAUGAAUAACGAAUCGGGUAUUAGUGAUUUGCACUUGUUGAGCUGUAUAUUUAGAGUGUUUGGGACCCCAACUUACAAUGAAAAUGAUAUACAUAGUGAUGAGGAUAGGGAGCAAUUGUAUUGGCCAGAAUUGGAUGACGAUGAUUUGCAUUUCAAAAAAUUCAAUUUGAAACGGUUUAAGAGAAAGAGUUUGGCAGAGAUUAUACCGAAAUGUGAGGACGAAGAAGUGAAACACUUGUUUCAAAAAAUGACCCGUUAUGAUAGAGAGAAACGGCUGAUUGAAUGA
Lodderomyces parapsilosis is the source of this 1077-nucleotide messenger RNA. It is a transcript of the gene CAK1, whose product is annotated as cyclin-dependent protein kinase-activating kinase. The record is from RefSeq and is a predicted model, not a curated record. Gene Ontology annotation, biological process: protein phosphorylation; regulation of mitotic cell cycle. Gene Ontology annotation, molecular function: ATP binding; cyclin-dependent protein serine/threonine kinase activity. The transcript has a single exon. Gene Ontology annotation, cellular component: nucleus. Bases 1 to 1077 code for a protein of 358 amino acids. NCBI's taxonomy places the organism in Eukaryota, Fungi, Ascomycota, Pichiomycetes, Serinales, Debaryomycetaceae.